ACCUGCACACAUCCUAGCCUAACCCUAACUAACUCUCCAUCUCCCUCAUUGGCCAUUGCUCUGCUUUUCCUCCCUUUCCCAACUCUGCCUCUUUCUUCCUGUUUCGCCAUUACACUCUCAAUCUCGCUCCAACGCCUCACUAAUUAUUGCUCGCCGGUGCCGUCGGGAGGAAAUCUGUUAUGGGGGAUUCGAAUCUUUCGCCGUUUACCAACCACCAAUUGCCCUCUCCGCCGCCGCCGCCAUCGUCGUCGUCCUCAUCUUCGCAGCUCAAUGUCCCUUCCACGAUGCCACGCCCGUCCCUGAAUCUUGAAACCCUAGCUCCGACUCCUUCGUUCUCGGCUUCGUCGUCGGAGCACGUCAAGCGCCUCAUUAACUCCAAGCAUUACGUCUCCCCUUCCAAGACUAUCUGUUUCGAUAGAUUCAUUCCGAGCAGAUCCGGUUCCAACUUCGAGCUUUUCCACAUCCCUUCUACUCCGUCGCCGUCCGCUGUGUCGAAUAUCUCUACUGAAGUGGGGAGUGAUGGCGGCAAGGAAGAAACCCCCAGCGCUUACGCCGCUCUUCUCCGGGAUGCGCUCUUCGGCACCAAUACGCCAGAUAAGAGGGAAAUCAGAGGGCGGAAUAUCUUCCGGUAUAGAACUGAGACGAGGCAGCCAAUGCAGUCGUUUUCGCCUUAUGGGUUUGAUGAUGAAGGGCCUGGAGUGAGUCAGAGCCCUGUUAAGGCUCCAAGAAAGGUGCCUAGAUCGCCUUACAAGGUUUUGGAUGCGCCUGCAUUGCAAGAUGAUUUUUACUUGAACUUAGUAGAUUGGUCGUCGCAUAAUGUGCUAGCGGUUGGGUUGGGUAAUUGUGUGUAUUUGUGGAAUGCUUGCAGCAGUAAGGUGACAAAGUUGUGUGAUUUAGGAAUUGAUGACAGUGUUUGUUCAGUAGGAUGGGCACAGCGUGGCACGAACAAUCUCGCUGUUGGAACUUUUAAUGGGAAAGUCCAGAUUUGGGAUGCAUCUCGUUGCAAGAAAAUUAGAAACAUGGAGGGCCAUCGAUUGCGUGUUGGCGCCCUGGCUUGGAGUUCAUCUGUGCUGUCCUCUGGUAGCCGUGAUAAGAGCAUACUGCAACGUGAUAUACGCUCUCCUGAAGACUUUGUUAGUAAACUCUCUGGUCAUAAAUCAGAGGUCUGUGGACUAAAGUGGUCAUAUGACAACCGUCAGUUGGCAUCAGGUGGAAAUGAUAAUAGGCUUUUUGUUUGGAACCAACAUUCGACGCAGCCAGUACUAAAAUACUGCGAGCAUACAGCAGCUGUAAAAGCAAUAGCUUGGUCUCCUCAUCUUCAUGGUCUCCUUGCUUCUGGUGGUGGCACUGCUGAUCGGUGCAUACGGUUCUGGAACACGACCACUAAUUCGCACCUGAGCUGCAUGGACACUGGUAGUCAGGUCUGCAAUCUUGUAUGGUCUAAGAACGUAAAUGAACUUGUGAGCACUCAUGGAUACUCCCAAAACCAAAUAAUAGUAUGGAGAUAUCCAACGAUGUCAAAGUUGGCAACUCUCACGGGUCAUACAUACAGAGUUCUCUAUCUUGCUAUCUCACCGGAUGGACAGACAAUCGUUACUGGCGCUGGAGACGAAACACUGAGGUUCUGGAACGUGUUCCCUUCCCCUAAAUCCCAGAACACUGAUAGCGAGAUAGGAGCGUCAUCCUUCGGAAGAACAACUAUUCGGUGAAUGCACGUUUCCUACUUUUGAAAUGAACUCAUGGGAAGUGUUCGUGGAGAAGAGGCUAAUUAUUCUGCUGCAGUGACUUCCGUUUUGUCACUAGCUACUCUCCUGUUUUGUAUAUAUGUAUAGUUUGAUCAUGCUGUCAUUUUUUGUAAACUAUCAUUGUUGAUAGACCCGCCAUGUAUAUCACGCCAAGAAUUUCUCCACCAAUUAUCGGAUUCUUGGCCGUUUCUGUAUAUAUAUAAAAUCACCAAUCCCACUGCGGUAGCUUUUUGAAUCUGCAUCAGUCUCUUCGGGACAACAUACUUCGAUAGCUUGUAGCCAAUCUACUAUACAAAGCGUGAGAGAGUACAUUAUAGUGU
Molecule: messenger RNA, 2065 nt
Organism: Linum tenue
Lineage: Eukaryota; Viridiplantae; Streptophyta; Magnoliopsida; Malpighiales; Linaceae
Source: the annotation of a GenBank genome assembly